UUACAAUUGAAAUUCUUUUCAGAAAUACUCAUCAUCUUACUUCCUCUAACGUUAUUCAUAAAAGGAUUGCAAACGAAAUUCUUGUCGGAAAGCUUGGACUCGGAACCUUCGAUAUCGAUUCUAUACGCCCGGGACAAGAGAAGUGACGUUGUGACUAACGAAUGCUUAACAGAAAUGUACCCAAGGAACCUUUACAAGUACCCUUUGCAUGUAGACAGGAACGAUAUACCAUGCAUCAUCCACUGCGUCCUGAAAAAGUUCGGUAUAAUGACAAACGACGGAUACAUCAAUAUCGGCAAUUAUUAUAAGCGAGUGCAGUCGAUACACAGAUACGAUCCACGGAUACUAGUAUCCGAUGUUGGGGAUACUUGCGCGCAAAACAUCAACAGCAUGAAUUUGGACCAUGACGUCUGCAAAAAGGCGAAGGUGUUCAACGACUGCACCCAACUGUAUGCCAUAUCGUUCAAGGAGUUGGACAGUUGGUAG
Messenger RNA from Chilo suppressalis (striped riceborer), 486 nucleotides. Lineage: Eukaryota; Metazoa; Arthropoda; Insecta; Lepidoptera; Crambidae. The record is from the annotation of a GenBank genome assembly.